Pomacea canaliculata is the source of this 2397-nucleotide messenger RNA. RefSeq names its product N-acetylglucosamine-6-sulfatase-like. Gene Ontology annotation, biological process: glycosaminoglycan metabolic process. Lineage: Eukaryota; Metazoa; Mollusca; Gastropoda; Architaenioglossa; Ampullariidae. The record is from RefSeq and is a predicted model, not a curated record. The coding region runs from base 301 to 1968 and encodes 555 amino acids. Gene Ontology annotation, molecular function: glycosaminoglycan binding; N-acetylglucosamine-6-sulfatase activity. The transcript has 14 exons.
CCAGGGCGACAUGUUGAUUCGAUCGGCGAGUUUAAUAACUGCGACACAAGUCUGGAUGAGCAAUCCACUUGACGAUGGUCCUACAGUAGCUUCCUCCAACGUCUCUCAAAAUCGUUGUCGCAGGUUUCAAAUUUCUUACCUGCUUUUUUAUAAGGACUUUACAUAUAUACUAAGGAAAAAAUGAUUGCAAAGAGAGGAGCUGAUAGGGGCACAUAAAAAUAGACUCUAGAAGGUCUUUCUGAGACUGCCCUGAAGAGCAAGAUAAGGAGGAGAGUUGUAUAAAGAUAGGACGGCGACUCAAUGUCAGCAUUCAGACGAAGGAAGAUGGCGUUUGAAGUCUUGGUCUGCUUGUUGAUGGCAAUGGUCAGUGCUGCUGGUCAAACAGUUGGCCCCAAACCUCCGAACAUCGUCUUCGUGUUGACAGACGAUCAGGAUCUUGUACUUGGCGGGAUGGAUCCCAUGCAGAAGACGACCAACCUGAUCGGCCAACAGGGUCUGACGUUUACUAACGCGGUAGUGUCCUGCCCCAUCUGCUGUCCCAGUCGCUCCAGCAUCAUCUCUGGUAAGUACAUUCACAACCACGGGGCCAUCAACAACUCUGUGGAAGGCGGCUGCAGCAGCAGAAGCUGGCAGCAGAAUCAGGAAACCAGGGGAUUCCCCGUUUACCUCAAGCAAAGAGGCUACACAACGUUUUUCGCCGGCAAGUACCUCAACCAGUACGGAUAUGAUAGGGUUGGAGGAGUGAGUCACGUUCCUCCCGGAUGGGACUGGUGGAACGGACUGGUGGGAAACUCCAAGUAUUACGACUACCAAAUCUCCAUCAACGGCACACUGGAGACUCACGGCCACGACUACCUCAACGACUACCUCACGGACCUCAUCAAUCGUCGCGCGCAGGAUUUUCUGGAACUGCAGGGACCGAGCAGCCCUCCUUUCUUCCUCAUGCUGUCCACUCCCGCCUGCCAUGAACCCUUCCCAUCAGCCCCGCACUACGCCCACAGGUACAGCGCCGCCAAAGCCCCACGUGAUCACGGCAGCUUCAACGUCAAGGCUAAGGACAAACACUGGCUGAUGGAACAGCCGAUCAUACCCAUGCCUAACGACACCCUGCAGCUGGUGGAUGAGUAUUAUUCCAGUAGACUGCGGACCCUUCUGUCUGUCGAUGACAUGGUAGAAGACGUGUACAAUACCCUGCGCCGCAAGAACUUACUGGACAACACCUACAUCCUCUUCGCCUCCGACAACGGGUACCACCUGGGGCAGUUUGGCUUGCCUUACGACAAGCGAGAACCUUACGAGUUUGACAUCCGGGUACCAAUGAUGAUUCGUGGUCCGGGUAUUGCAGCUGGUACGACCAGUCAGGAAAGUGCUAUGAACAUUGACUUGGGACCUACCUUCAUUUCUCUGGCUGGGGGAGAGGUGCCCGACCAUAUGGACGGAAAGCCGUUGACACCUCUGUGGGAGAACCCUAAGGCUUCCCAGAAUUUCCGCCCUAAUGUCCUGGUGGAGUACAGUGGAGAAGAAAAAGUCUCCAUUGCAGGUUGCCCUCAGUGGCAAAACCAACGCCUCUUCAACUGCAAUCCGCUUGCUCACUGUGUGUGUGAAGACGCCUGGAACAACACCUUUUCCUGUAUUCGGGCGACAGUUGAUUCAGCUAUCUACAAGUAUUGUGAAUUUAAAGAUAAUCAGAACUUUGUGGAACUGUAUGAACUGAUUUCUGAUCCUUUUGAGCUGACCAACCUGGCCAGCACUGCUGCACCAAAUCUGAAGGAAACGCUCAAACAACAGCUUGCUCUCUUGACCUCAUGUUCUGGAAGCACCUGCAACACAAAGAAAAUCAAACAUAAAAAAAUGAAAAAGGCAGGAGGAGGAGGAGGAGGAGGUCGUGGUCGUGAAGACAAGAAAAUGAAAGGAAGUCCUAAACUAGCCAAAGGCAAAGAUACUGUGGUUAAGUUUUCUCAAAAGUGAGCGUUCACACUACAUUUACAGGGAACGGCAGGUUUACCCAGCUCCCAGUGCCAGAACCCUGAUGCCGAAGAAACAGAAGAAGAAAUAUGUCUUAGAAACUGAACGAUUACUUUAAAAUAAUAUUUCCUUGGGAGCAAAGUGGCUGGUCUGCAUGAAAAUCUGUGGGUUUUGUUUUGGGGCAUUCAGUUAUUGUCGGUUUGUAUAUUUUUCUAUUAUUGUUGGAUUUAUACUUCUCUAUUGUUAAAAUUUUCAGACCUGAAAAAAGAAACUUUGCUUCGCGAGCAGUGCUUAAAUUAUAUUUAUUUGAAAAUUUAGACUUACUACGUUAUAAAUACACCAAUGAAGUGUGUUUAACUAAAUUUGUUUGUCCCGUGUCGCUAUGUAAUGUUUAUUUCAAAUUAUGAAUAAACUGCUGUUGUGUACAGAAAA